UGCCUUGAGCACGGGUGGCCUCCACCUGUGACAGUCCUAAUUCUUCCCUCACCAGUACAAGUGGUGGACGCUCCACACCAGCAUCCUAGCUGAAGGGAACGCCUGAGAGGAACCCGGUAUAUCUUAGUGUGAUCCUGGAAGACUGGAGAGAAUGGCCCCGAGCUGCCUGUUGAUCCUGCUGCUGGUGCCAUUAGUUUCUCCCACCCCGCACAACCCCAUCUCGGAAAGCUUGGCAGACAUCAUAGAGUCGUGGGCUCCUCUGGUGUGGCUCCAUCCUCAAGAAGUCUUCUUCCCUUCAACUGUUGAUUUUCACUUACAGCAUGUUGAGGUGCGGACCAGCAGUGAGACUGUGGUGCAGAGCUCCCCCGACCGCUACACCCUGCUGGCAGGACCCGACACCUCCGACAUGCACCUCAACGCUCUCCCAGACCUUGAGUGUGCGGACUGCCUUCUUGACUGGUUCGCUGGAGAGAAUGUGAGUCAGGUGGCGGUGCCCACCUACGUAUUCAUCCGCGAUUACCAGGACGCCUGUGGCACCAUCGACGUCGCCUACAGGACCUUCUACCCCUACAACUACGGCAAGGAUGUCUGCGUUGGUAUACCGGUGGCGGGAGAGUGUGAAGGAUACGUGCAGUCCUUCGGCAACCACGUGGGUGACUGGGAGCACUACUCCAUCAGGAUCAGGAACGAGAAGGUGAUAGAGUGCUACGUGUCGGUGCACAGCUUCGGCGCCUGGUACACCUGGAACGACACCACUAACAACUUCCAGUUCCUGGACGGAGAGGAGAGCCGCGUGAACUUGAUCAACGUGACCUACCCAGAGACAGUGGAGGUGGUGGAGGGCUUCCACGCAGAGCUCUUCAGUGCCAACGGUUCACAUGGACUAUGGUCCCAACAAGGUACCCACGAGUACGUGCACUUCCCCAUCCACCUUGAUGACGAGACCGACCGUGGCUUACCGUGGAGGACCUGGCAGCUGCUCGAGGUAGUGGAGUACGACCCAGACACACAGUAUGAUGGGGAGCUACACUACCUGGGUUACCGUGGUCGGUGGGGGAACCUAGAGCGUGGGUGUGAGGUGGAGCUGGUGUCUGGUGAGUGUGUCCUGAGCAGCGGCCCCUCCUUCUGGCCCCCCGUGCCCUCAGACUUCCCUGACGACUGCCACCUCAUCUAACUCAACACCACACUACCAGCCGUCCGGCUCAAGCUGCUGUCUUCCUCGCCUGCUUCCCUCCACUCCUCACUUCUUACCUUCUUCAAAACUAUUAUAAAAAUUGUUUUCAUUAUUCAUAUAUGAUAAUACAGUAUAUAAUUGGUUUUGUUCAUACAAAAAUGCACUGUUCAUUAAUACAAGAAAAUAAUAAGAAUAUUUGUUAUUAUAAUUAUGCAUUAGACUUGUAUGUCACAAAACUGCAAUGCCCAUUAUAAAAUAAUAAAUACAAAUAGCAAUGCAAGUUUAAAUUUUAGCAAUGUUAAUAAAUAUUAUAAAAACA
This is a messenger RNA of Procambarus clarkii (red swamp crayfish), 1493 nucleotides long. RefSeq lists its product as uncharacterized. NCBI's taxonomy places the organism in Eukaryota, Metazoa, Arthropoda, Malacostraca, Decapoda, Cambaridae. The record is from RefSeq and is a predicted model, not a curated record.